Molecule: messenger RNA, 757 nt
Organism: Malaya genurostris
Lineage: Eukaryota; Metazoa; Arthropoda; Insecta; Diptera; Culicidae
Exons: 4
Coding region: 114-635 (173 amino acids)
Source: RefSeq, a predicted model, not a curated record
CUGGCAUCACUGAUAACAAUUUAAACUGUUGAUUUUAAUUAUAUUUUGAUUGAGUUCGGUGUUCCGUUAAUCAAAUAUUUAAAGCAGUUACUAUAUUAGUGAAUGAAUGGAUAAUGGAUAAAGAUACAUCGAAGACCUCCUCCACGUUCAAUAGAACUUUAGAAGAAAUUCGGCUAUUGAAUAACAAAAACGAAAAACUACUAAAGGAUUUUGGUAUCGAUAUUACGAAUCUCAGUGACGCUGCUCAGGAAGCACUAGAUGAUUAUGCCAGGAUCAAACAGCUUACCGGUCUGGCGGAACUUGAAGUUUCGUUUGUUGAAGAUUACUGCUAUCAGCUGAAGGCGAAACGUUUGGAGGCCCAGCUUCAAUCGAUCCCACUGAAAACCCGCAUACGGCAGCUGAGAAACGAUAUCAAGCGGGAGGAAAUCGAUCUGGCUAAGUUGGAACAAUUCGUGACAGAAACCCGCGCUCUACUGAUCCCGACGGAUGAGAUGGAAAAGAUGAAAAUCACUCGCGAGAAGCGAAUCGAAAUGCUGCGCAACAAGCAGAAAACCCUCAUGGAAAAGGCUGAUAGCGUCAACCUGGACGAACUGAUCAACAAAGUCAAUGCUCUUGAUGCGGAAGAAAACGUUUAGAGCGGCCCUUUCACUUCAAUUUAUAAUAAGCUAACAAACCUUUCUGCAAUGUGAUUCCCCAUGUGUGUCAUUAGAGUGUCGCUUUGCGGCAAACUAAAUAAAACAUCAUUUGUUAUAUAAAA